Bicyclus anynana (squinting bush brown) is the source of this 4195-nucleotide messenger RNA. RefSeq names its product collagen alpha chain CG42342. NCBI's taxonomy places the organism in Eukaryota, Metazoa, Arthropoda, Insecta, Lepidoptera, Nymphalidae. The record is from RefSeq and is a predicted model, not a curated record. The transcript has 18 exons. Bases 420 to 2324 code for a protein of 634 amino acids.
AAAGAAAACUAGAAUUCAGUGGCGUGUUGCUUGCCGACGAGAGAGGGUGUGUGUCGCUCCCGGCCCCGCGAGCAGACCGCGUCGUACGCAAAUACGAUACCGAUAUUAUUUCUAACUAAAAUCAACGAAAUAUUUUAUAUGAAAUAGGAAUUAAAUACAAAUAAAUAUACGUGUUAUUGUUUACUAAAAAAAAAUAUUUGUGGUAAUUUCUGCGAUUAAACCGUGUCACGUUCAUUGUUCAAAAUAGAGAUUUUCGCGCGUUACUUUUUUUAUAUUUUUAUUUAUUAAUAUAAUAUCAAUUAACGUGCAAGAUGUACCUUUGAAAAAUUUCAAAAUGUACGCGUAGAUUGUUUCUGCAGAAAUGAUACAUUGACGUGUAAAAAUGAAAACAUUUCAAACCACAUGAUAUCGUCGCAGCCAUGAUAUUCAAGCUAGGGUUAGGGGGGAAACCUCAGGCGAAAGCGCCGCCGGAGAAGAAUGAGAAACAGGAGAAGCGAGAGAAGAAGAAAUGGGAGAGAUGCGACCGAUGGACGGAGGACCCGUGGCUGUACUGUGCAGUGUUGUGGUGUGCGUGCGCCAUGAGCCUGGUGUCGAGCGGCUACAGCCUGUACGCCGGGCGCGGGCUGGCGGCGCGCCUGUCGCUGCUGGAGGAGCAGCACCGCGCGCUGCGCUCCGCCGUGCUGGAGCCCACGCAGCCGCUGGUGGAGCGACUGCGGCGCGAGGUGCUGGCGCGCCCGCCCGCGCACUGGCGCGCCGCGCGCAGCCUGCGCGACUACGCCGACUGCAUCUGUCCGCCAGGUCCACCCGGCCCACCCGGCAAGCGCGGCAAGAAGGGCAAGAAAGGCGACCCUGGCGAGUCCGGCCCCGCGGGGUUGAUGGGAGCGCCAGGGAAGAACGGAUUCCCGGGCAGCAAGGGCGAGAAGGGCGAGCGAGGCUUCAUGGGCCCCAUCGGACUGGACGGACCCAAGGGCGACCCGGGCCGGCCGGGCGAUAAGGGGCAGAAGGGCGAGCACGGCAGUCCCGGCUUCGACGUGUUCGCAGCCGUCAAGGGCGUCAAGCGGUCCGUGGACAACUUUAGGAUGUCGCCCUACACCACCGCCGAGAUCAUAGCCGUCAAGGGCGAGCCGGGCGAGCCGGGCCCGCCGGGGCCGCCGGGGCAGCCGGGAGCGGAGGGCGCGGCGGGCGCGGAGGGCCGCGGCGGGCCCCCCGGCGCGCCCGGGGCCGCGGGGCCCGUGGGCCCGCCCGGCCCGCUGGGCCCGCUGGGGCCCGUGGGACCACCCGGACCUAUCGGACACAAAGGCGACAAGGGCGACAAGGGCGAGCGCGGGUUCACCACGACGCUGAAGGGCGACGCCUUCCCCACCGGCAUCAUCGAGGGGCCCCCCGGCCCGCCCGGCCCGCCCGGUGCGACGGGCGCGACGGGCGCGACGGGCGCGACGGGGCCGCGCGGCCCCCCCGGCGCCGACGGGCGGCCCGGCGACGCGGGCGUGCCCGGCCCGCCCGGCAAACCGGGCGAGACGGGGCCGAAGGGCGCCAAGGGCGACUACGGCGACAUAGGCUCGCCGGGCAUGCUGGGCGCGCCGGGCCUGCCGGGCCCGCCGGGCUACCCGGGCCUCAAGGGCGAGAAGGGCGAGAAGGGUGACUCGCAGAAGUACCGGAAGCUGAGACGCAGGGCGACGGCACCGGCUACGAGCUCUACGGGCACACGGAAAUGGGCGAGCGCGGGGAGAAGGGAGAGCCGGGACCGAUGGGCCUGCCGGGGCCGGUGGGGCUGCCGGGCGAGCCGGGGCGCGCGGGCGACGACGGGCCGCGGGGCCCGGCCGGCAAACGCGGGCGCAAGGGCGACAAGGGCGACCGCGGCGAGCAGGGCGUGCCCGGACUGGACGCGCCGUGCCCGCUGGGGCCCGACGGGCUGCCGCUGCCGGGCUGCGGCUGGCGACCCAGCAAGGAGGCGGCGCGCGACUCGCGCGGCGGCGCGGCGCGUGACCUGGAGCCGGACGAAGCGGAGCCGGACGACGGCGACGCGGACGGCGAGGCGGACGCGGGCGACUACGACGCGCACGACGAGCUGGACGCGCCGCGCGACUACGACGACUACACGGACAACGCGCACCACGAGCCGCACCGCGACUGAGCGCAGGAGGCGAUGCUGGCGUGGCUGCGGCGCCGCCUCGAGCUCGACGGAGACGACGCCCCGCGCCCGCACUGACGCCGCCGGCGCCGGCGCGGCGCUCACGACGCGAGCCCUCGCCCGGCGGCGGGGCACGGCGCUGUGUCGUCGGUCGGCCGCCGCGCGCCGCACUGACGAAUCCGAGUACUUUUGAAUGUGAGAUGAUGAGACGCACUUUUCGUAGUUUUUUGUAAAUAUAGGUACAUCGUUAAAAGUUUGGUGAGUCAUAUAAUUAAUUCCUGUCGGCGUAAACCCGACUAAGUUUAAAAACCGUCCAGGACGAGGCGGGACGAAAAGUGCCGUUGGCUUUACUUAUUGUUAGACAAUUAUUCAAUUCCUCACCAGCGAGCGCCGGCAGAGGCGGACAAUGAUGUGAUGCUUUCUUUCUUUUUUUACAUCUAUAGGUACAUACUUAAUUAUGAUUGUAUUUUCAAGUUCAAUAUUUAUGUAUGACGCAGCCAUCUAGUUAAAUAAGAUAGUUGAUUGAACGCCUACAUUGGUUACUUUUGCUCCGGGAACGAUUCACGUUCGCUGGAUUUGAAUUUCACGCGAACGAUAUCGCGGACAUCAGUCAUCUUUAACGGGCUGACUUUUAAUACGCCAGGAUGUUAAACGUUAGUUAUUCUUGUUCAAUCAACUAUCGGCCUAGCCAUUUAAUUAGGAUACCGGCCUAUAAUGAACGGCCUAAGCGUCACCUGGCCAAUUGAACCAGAUGUCUGCGAUGAGGCGGCUCGACCCCCCGCGGGGCCCGCCAGCUCGACAAACGAAUGAGUACUGUUCAUGGCACCUCAGUCCAGCAGUGAGUGCGGCGUGACUACACCACAGGCAUUAGCUUUCGAUAGGUCCCGUGAUCUACUCGUCAUUGCCGACACUCGUUGGUCUCGAAGCGCCAACGUCAGCAGCGGAGACCCGACGGGCGAGCAGGCGCUGGGUGCCGCGCCGCCGCACUCACUCACCGCUGGGUGAUGUCGUUUUCCUCGUGGGAUUUCCUAGUUUUGGUAGUUUACGAUACGUUCCAAAGACUAAUUGUUACGACUCGGCAUAUCUGUAUGUGUGUACUAUAAAACAAUUAAAGCCACAUUUCACUUACUUACUUACAUUUUUUUUUCAUUUUACGAGGUGUACCUGAGUCAUGGCAUCGAAUAGGCAUGAUGACAGUUUUUUAAAUUGUAUAUAAAUUAAGAGUAUGCUAAUAGUAAAGCAAUUUUGUAAAAGUAACUGCGAUCAUUACUAUCGGAGCUACACGCACUACAGGGAUUUAAAGGGUCAGAUUUGCGGCGCCGGUCCGAUGACGUCAUAGACGUUAAAACAAAAUUACUUAUGUCUUUGUUAUUUGUGCGUUUAUGUUUAUAGUACCUAUAUUUAAAAAUGUCACAUUUAAUGUAAAGAAGCUAAACCUGUAUGAAUUACGAUAAAGAUUGUUAAUAGAUUUUGAAAUUUUAUAAUCUUAUUUAUUUUGCAAAUAUCCAGACAAUCUUUGCUUUUUAUGUAUAAAUUAGUUAACAUUGUCCUUAUUUACCCGAAUGUAUCAUAAACAUCAAUAUAUUCAAACUUAGUCAUCAUUCCCAUUGAUUGGCAUGUAUUUAAAUGCAGACAUCACCAUGAGCCUUCCUCUUGGUAUUCUUUUACUUUAUCCGGACACAAUGGUAGGGACUGGUGUUGGUAUUGAUCGCCUCGAACCCUGUCCUCAUACCUAUGAACACAGAACAAACGAAACGCUAAAGCUGCGCCUAUGUAUUUAUUAAAGAUUUUUUGUUUCUUUUAAAAUGUUAAAUAGUGAAUGUAAAUACUUAGAUAGGUACGUAAACUGUAAGGCGCUGUAAGUAGUAGUAGAUAAGACCGCUCCCGUCGCGAGCCCCGCCGCGCCGGCCGCGCGACCGUCGCGAGCUCGGCCGGCCGCGCGACCGUCGCGGAGCGCGUCGCGACUCGAUCUCUGUACAUUAUGUAGAUAAUGUUGUACGUAUUGUUGUAAGUGUUCAUUUUCACUGUACCGUUGUAUUUUAAUAUAAGAUUCACAUUUUUCAA